CCAAAAAAAGCCAAUUGCGCGUUGAUGUCCGAUAUUUAUGGUCCUCAUCCAUGUCGUCAUGCUCAUUAUGUUCUUCCUAUGUCUAACUCUAAGAUGGAAAGUAGUUUGCUGACUGUAUUAGCAAGGGACUUUCUUAAAAUGGAAAUCUUGAGAUCUACAUGUGGGACAUAUGAAAUAUAGGACACAGCAGUGUUUUAUCAAGUUCAUUGCAUCACGCCACAAGCAUGAGAAGACAGAGCAUGUCAUUGCAUACCGGUACAUUCCUGUGAGACAUUCUUCAAUUCUCUUGGCUUAUAUAGCUGAAAUCACGUGAAGGAAUUCAAAGUGAUAAUACUACCUACAGUCUUUUCUCUAACAACACUGCGUAGUCUUUGCAAUCAAUCAGUAUGCCUGGCCAUUCGAAGGAACUUUUCCGGGAGCCAUCGAUUGCAGAAAGAUUUCUGUGUUGCAUUUGUUUGAUGGUGUUUCGGGACGCAGUGCAGAGUCCUUGCGGUCACCGAUACUGCGAAAGCUGCAUCAAGGAGAAGAUUAAAAACGAAUCGGAGCGGAGAUGUCCUUCCUGCCCAGACGAUUCCUCAGAAGGGAUUAUAGAUGAGUUAUACCCGGAUUAUGCUGCUCGGAAAGAUCUCAGAAAUGCUUCUGUUAAAUGCAUAAAUGAAGGCUGCAACUGGACGGGAAAGUUACAGGAAUACUGUCAGGAGCACGAAGCAUCAUGUCCGUUUGAAAGAAUCAAAUGCUUGAAGUCAGGAUGUGGAAAAACUUUAAAACGAGGCGACCUGUCUCACCACCUGGAGAGGGAAUGCCCCAUGCGAGUCAUUGAGUGCAGAUUUUGUAAAAAACAACUGCCUUACAAGGAAGCGAAGAAACAUACUACAGAAUGCCCUGAUAGCCCUGUAACAUGCAAUUGUGGGAAACGUGUGGCACGUUCUCAGAUGGAGAAACAUUUAAAUCCUGACACUGGAGACUGCAUUAAGAGGAAAGCAAAAUGUGUUUUUCAUCCACUCGGCUGCAACGCAAAGGUCGUCGCAAGCGGCUUGGAGGACCACAUGAACAAGAACGCGAUGGAGCACAACCGGAUGAUCGUUGAUGCUAUCGGCUCGAGUCCUCUGCCCAAGGACAAAAACGGCGGAGCGCAGCCAUUGCACAACGGCUUGGAAGAUGUCUUCAAAAUCAAAGGGUCUGCCUCAAGUUUGCCUGAGGCAACACUCAAAGAACUGGCAGAGCUGUUGAAAGAGCAACUCGUCUUCAAAGCUGACGAUCCAACAGAGACCAAACUGAAGAAAAGCGGCGCUCAUGGGUCCGUUGACGUCGCUGCCUUGCAGCAUGAGAUCACAAACCUGCGUAAAGAGACGAAGAAACAGAAGGCAGACUUGGAGAAUACCUUAGCAACCAAGCUGGAGAGAGAAUGGGCCGAGAAGAUUAAAAACACCAAUGCCAUGAUCGCGGUCCUGGAUCAGCGCACUGAGACCUACCAACAGGUCCUGGCCGUCCUCAGUAAUGAGUUGGAGGCAUUGCAUGCCAAGGCCAUGGCGCUUGAGAAGCAGAACACCUACCUGAAGGAGGUCACCGAGAGGCAGGAGAAGCGACUUCAGUCCCAGGAUCAGAUGCUGACAUUGAAGAACAUUGCCCUCGCUGAACAGGAACUACGCAUCCAGGCUCUGGAGGCCGCCUCCUUUGACGGUGUCCUGCUGUGGCGUAUUAGCGAGUACAAUCGCCGUCGUCAGGAUGCCGUCUCCGGCAAGACAACAUCCUUCUACUCCCCGGUCUUCUACACCAGCCGACACGGCUACAAGAUGUCGGCCAGGGUGUACCUGAACGGCGACGGUAUGGGCAAGCACACCCACAUGUCGCUGUUCUUCGUGGUCAUGCGGGGGCGCCAUGACGCCCUCCUGCCGUGGCCCUUCCAGCAGAAGGUCACUUUCAUGCUCCUGGAUCAGAACAAGCGGGAUCAUAUCGUGGAUGCCUUCCGUCCGGAUCCUACCAGCAACUCCUUUAAAAAGCCGAGCAGCGACAUGAACAUCGCCUCCGGUUGCCCACUCUUUGUGACCCAGGAGCUGCUGAUGGCCAGCAACAGCUACGUCAAGGACGACACAAUGUUCAUCAAGGUGGUUGUUGAUACAACUGGUCUUGAAAAGCUGUGAGAACACUUUUAUUGGAGAUACACUGAAUCUGUGACAAUCCGCACGGACUGUGCAUUGGUCAACUACAUGUACAGCAUUUUGAAGUGUGAAUUAAACUGCGAUUAUUUUGGAUUAAGAGUUGAGGUUCAUGAAAUUGUGUUGACCUACAUUAAGGUAUGUUGUUAAUAACCAUACAUACAACUUUCUAAAUCCUGCAAAAUCCUUGCAAAACGGAGGAUUUUGCAGGAUUGAGGAUAUACGGCAAAAAAUGUGGGGCUGAUUUUGGAGUAUGCACUAUGUCAAGGUCAUGGGCCAGACCUUGUGUUUUUAUGCUCAUGCAGCCGUGCCUAAAUCUUGGCCAAGAUUUUACUGGAAAUCCUCCGCACUGCUCCAGGAUUCUGUGUGACAGCCUUUGUUUGGGGUGUUCAGUUGUUUUGGAUUUAUCUAGCAAAAAUGGUGGUCAAGGAUGAUGGUGUGGACAUGGUGGAUGCUGUACCAUUUUACAGCAGCAGCAGUGACAGUGAGGAUGAUGUAUGUAGCACAGUUGCCAUGAGCACAGUUGCCAGGGAAGCUGCCAUUUUUUUUCCAGAUGACGUGGAGGCCAUACUGGAUUUUUUUUGUGUGUGUUGAUGAGCUUGGUUCUGACAUUUUCAUAGCCGCUAGAUGACUGUAUGCAAACUUAGGUCUUUCAUUAUUGAUGUGAUGAAUUGAUUGAGAUGCAUUGAACAAAAUCUAACUUCACAAUUUACAUGCAGUUGCGACCUAAAACAUGUAAAAUGUCAACCAGGAUGUCAUUGGCUCUGCCUCAACAUAUUGACGACAAUUGCUGGACGAUUUGCAGGAUUGAGGCAGUGGCCACCCUUCCAAGGACCACAUUUAAAAAGAAUAAUGGAUGAUCUUGGAUCAACCCAGAACAGACUGGACAACCGACCAUGAUGACGAUUGGAGGAUUGAAGCUGUAUGCAGUUUUUACAUAGCUAUAGCCCUACUGCUUGACCACACAUGUCUUCAAUAAUAAUAAAACUGUCAAUGUAACUGCUACAUGUACAUGUAGGCCAACAUGAUAAUCUGCUCAUGUGAUGGGUCGUGCAAAUGGUACUGAAUUGUGCAUGCAAAUUCAAAGUUCAACAAUUUUAGUGAUGGAUAAAAACGUCGGUGAAGGGCAAAACCUAAUUUGAAUUUUAGUGAUAUUAUGGAAGAGUUAUCAGAGGAAAGCGUUAGUCAGUUGAAGAAGAAUACUCGGAUUUCAUUGAAAAAAAUCUGAUUCUGUUAAUCAAAGUUUGAACAUUCGGAAAAGCCAGGAAUUCGAAAGCUCGUGAACAUUCCAAAAUGUUCAAUAAAAUGGUCCACGUUGAUGCGGAGAAUAAACAAGACCGAUGUUUUUGCUGAGUUCUAAGCCUAACAAGUCAAAGAAUUGCCAACGACUUGUUGAACAUUGUGGGGAGAGUUUGAAUGUAAAUAGGUGAUGAACGUUUAUUAAGCUACUGAACAUACAGACAACUAUCGUCAGUGAAGUCAUGUUCUGUAGAAAAUCGGCCUCACUACUAAACAACUAAACAGAAACCUGUUUUGGGUUUUGAAAUGCAUAAAUGUCUGUCAUGUUACAAUUGUUGCAUUGAUGUAUAGGUGUGGAAUUUACAUUUGUGUACAUGUGUACAUGAAGAUGCCCCAAGCAGACAUGCAAUUAAACAUUGCACUUGACUGCCUUUUUCUUUUGCCAUUUAAUUGUAAACUUUACAUGUACAUUUUGUACUUGACCUACAUGUACGUUAUACCAUAAUAGUAUACAUUGUAAAUAUUUCAUGUAAAAAUGUUCAGUUGACAUUGUUUUCUAGCGCUGUACAGUUUAUUUUGAAACAUGCAUCAUUGCGCAACAGUAAAAGCAGUACACUUGUUUUUCAUGAGUUGGCCUACACUGCGUUAUGGGGAAGUUUUUAUUGUUAGGCAAAUUAGGACCGAGUUAUGGGGACUUUCUGCUGUCCCCACAGCGUUUUCGGUCCCCACAAAUACCUCGUAGCGAUGAGUGUUUCCCCACGACUACAGAACAAGAAUGUGUGUACCAGUAUACAGCAUGUAUCUAUCUACAUGUACAUUUGUUUGAGUAGAUGUAGACCUACAUGUGCACAGGUAACAUUGAAGUUCCAUGUGUAUUUUCGCAGGUCCACUGAUUUCCCGCUUCACCUCAAAACACAACAAAAAAUAUCAAUUUUCAGCUUUUGAAAUGGAAUGUAUACUGCUUUUUUUGGCGAAAGAGAUCUGUACAUAGACAUUGGAAAUUAAAGAGUUGUUAACUUUGUUUUUAUUUCAAAUAUAUGAUAUGUCUAUGUGCAUUUGGCUAUACAUGUAAAUAUUGAGAAAAUAAAAGUCUACCCCGGUAUCAAAACAUCAAAGGUUAAUAUAUCAACAAACAAGGGGUUUUUGUACCCAAUUAUUGAGUACUGGUACUUUACACAAAUGUAUGUGUUUAUGUAUUUUGUUGAAUCCCACGUAAGCUGCUCCCUAAAGGUUCAAAUUAUGAUACCUUGAUUUGUAUGUCAAAAGCAAGCUCCAUAUUUGUUGUUGAAAAAAACCAAAGUUGUCAAUAUUGUAUAUAUCUGGUGUAGUUUUGUAAUUUGCAUCCUCUAGUUCAUAUGAUUAUGGCAGCUACUCUGUUUUAUAUUUGCUUUACAUAAUUAUUAAAGUUUAUCAUCAUAUAUAAAACAAUAUUUUAUUAUGAUAAACCUAAUUAAGAAUGAUUCACAUUGUUGAAUGAUUUGAAAUAUUGAGUGUACAGUAUUUAAAUGUAUGAGGGAUGUUUCAUUAAUCAGUAACCAUACAAACCAAUUGUAUUUUAUUAAUAAUAUUUCUCUUAUUUUAGUUUAAUUUGAAAUUGUACCUGUAACGUUCCAGGGUGCUCUCUGUUUUUGAUUGUUUUUCAUUUUUUGGUUGUUGUUAGGUUGUAUUUCUGUUUUGAAGUAAAAUGCCAUAAAUUUGCAUUUUCCGGGUAUAUUUGGAGAAUACAGUUUCUUUAAGUAUUGAAAAAGAGAAAAAAAAUGUACAUAACAAUGUAUUUAAACAUUUUUUUGUUGAUUCAUAUGUAUAUUGAGUCAUUUUUGCGAGAAACAUAGUUAUGCAGUAGAUCAUAUAGAUGAUAAAAAAUACAAGAAUUUUAAAUGUUUUGUAACUUUUCAUUGUUGCCACUAUUUGUUGUUUGCCAUUCAAAGUUAAACUUCUUUGUGUGCUGAUAAGUCAAGUUUACGUGUAAAUAUUUCUUUCAAAGUAAUUGAAACCCUUUUCAUAUUUAAAAAAAAAAAUUAAAAUGGGAAAAUAACUAGAAAAGAGCAGAUUUUUUUUUAAAUAAAAUGCACUAUCAAAAAUGCUAUUUUCUUUAGUGUGUACCCUGUUUUGUUUAAAAGUGCUGAUAUUAAUUAUUACAACAUUUGCUUUUGCUGUAUAAUUUUCAGGCAUGCAAGGAUUAAUUUUGGGGUUACAUUUCAUAGAAAAUAUUGUUACACAGACCUGUUAAAAGUUUGUGUUCAUAUGCUGGAAAAAGCAUGAAAAUUGCUGUUCUUGUCUGUCCUACCCUACUUCAGACUCAAUGGAGCAAUAGACGACGAAUUAUGAGGUCAGGCAACCAGACUAGCUGGCUUGCACCCAUUCACGAAUGAACCAAUUAUAAACAAAAUGAGGACUAAAUAAGUUUGGUAAAAAUUUUCCAGCGAUGGUCGAUCCGAC
Messenger RNA from Patiria miniata (bat star), 5834 nucleotides. RefSeq names its product TNF receptor-associated factor 2-like. Bases 387 to 2141 code for a protein of 584 amino acids. The transcript is spliced from 9 exons. Gene Ontology annotation, biological process: tumor necrosis factor-mediated signaling pathway; protein K63-linked ubiquitination; regulation of canonical NF-kappaB signal transduction. NCBI's taxonomy places the organism in Eukaryota, Metazoa, Echinodermata, Asteroidea, Valvatida, Asterinidae. Gene Ontology annotation, cellular component: plasma membrane signaling receptor complex. Gene Ontology annotation, molecular function: zinc ion binding; protein binding. The record is from RefSeq and is a predicted model, not a curated record.